Oncorhynchus tshawytscha (Chinook salmon) is the source of this 4152-nucleotide messenger RNA. RefSeq names its product upstream-binding protein 1-like. Gene Ontology annotation, molecular function: RNA polymerase II cis-regulatory region sequence-specific DNA binding; DNA-binding transcription activator activity, RNA polymerase II-specific. Gene Ontology annotation, biological process: regulation of transcription by RNA polymerase II. The transcript has 17 exons. Bases 760 to 2409 code for a protein of 549 amino acids. The record is from RefSeq and is a predicted model, not a curated record. Gene Ontology annotation, cellular component: nucleus. NCBI's taxonomy places the organism in Eukaryota, Metazoa, Chordata, Actinopteri, Salmoniformes, Salmonidae.
CAGGCUGACUUCGGUCACAGUUUCCACCGUCACAUUGGUGCGGUGGCUUCCGGCUUAAGCGGGCGGGUUUGGCAGGUCAUGUUUAAUAGGAUGGAUGACUCUCCUGAGCCCCUUUGGGGAGUUGCAGCGAUUAGACAAGAUUGUAAUUGGAUAUGACGAAAUUGUGGGUUAAUAGAUCUUGUAAUUGUCAUUGAAAGCAGCGGAAGCUCUGUUCUAUGUACACUUUCUAUGCUUCCCGUGAUUGAGUUUUUACUUUUUGCAUCUUGUACUGUUAAGUUUUGUAGACCAGCUUCAAACUGGACAUGUUGCUCAAUUGGUAUCAAGGGACAUAACUUGGGCCAGGAAAACAUUCCCCACACCACUGCCACCCCAGCCUGUACCGUUGACACCAGGCAGGAUGGGACCAUGGACUCAUGCUGCUUAGGCCAAACCCUGCCAUCAGCAUGCCUCAACAGGAGCCAGGAUUUGACAGACCAGGCAAUGUUUUUCCACUUCUCAAUUGUCUCGUGUUGAUGAUGGCGUGCCCACUGGAGCCACUUCUUCUUGUUUUUUUAUCUGAUAGGAGUGGAAACCGGGUGUGUUCGUCUGCUGCCAAUCACCCAUCCGUGACAAGAACGGACGAGGUGUGCAUUCCAAGAUGCUGUUCUGCACAGCACUGUCCACCAGCAGUGGUUUAUUAGCCUGCUGGCUGAAGUCCCUUCCCCGGAGACGAAGCUGGCGGCCCUUCGGCUAGAGGCGGAGGAGAAGGAGCUUGGUACCAUGGCCUGGGUGCUGAAGAUGGACGAUGCCACCAUCGAGUCAGGGCUGGUACACGACUUUGAUGCCAGUCUGUCGGGUAUCGGGCAGGAGCUGGGGGCUGGCGUAUACAGUAUGAGUGAUGUGCUGGCCCUGCCCAUCUUUAAACAGGAAGACUCCAGUCUCCCUUCAGACCGUGAGCGCAGCGGUCUGAACCCUCCCUUCCAGUAUGUUCUCUGUGCUGCCACCUCCCCUGCCGUCAAACUACACGACGAGACCCUCACCUACCUAAACCAAGGCCAGUCUUAUGAGAUCCGUAUGCUGGACAACAGGAAGCUGGAGUUAUCAGAGAUAAACAACAGGAGUGUGAAGAGUAUCGUUAGGGUGGUGUUCCAUGACAGGAGACUUCAGUACACAGAGCAUCGGCAGCUGGAGGGGUGGAAGUGGAAUCGCCCUGGAGACCGUCUCCUAGACAUCGACAUCCCCUUGUCAGUGGGUAUCAUGGAGCCCAAGGCCGACCCCUCCCAGCUCAACGCCGCCGAGUUUCUCUGGGACCUCAACAGGAGAGCCUCUGUGUUUGUGCAGGUUCACUGCAUCAGUACAGAGUUCACCCCCAGGAAGCAUGGAGGAGAGAAGGGAGUUCCCUUCAGGAUCCAGAUUGACACCUUCAGACAGGGAGACAACGGAGAGUCCACUGAACACCUCCACUCUGCCUCCUGCCAAAUCAAAGUCUUCAAGCCAAAGGGGGCAGACAGGAAACAGAAGACGGACAGAGAGAAGAUGGAGAAACGAACGUCUCAAGAGAAGGAGAAGUACCAAUGCUCCUACAACACCACCAUCCUAUCAGAGAUGAGGCUGGAGCCGAUCGUAGAGGAAGUGGGAGACUAUGAGCUGAAGAAGUCCAGCAAGAGGACGCUGCCAGCUGACUGUGGGGACUCGCUGGCCAAGAGAGGCAGUUGUUCUCCAUGGCCUGAUGCCUACGUCGGCUCUCCCCGGACAGCUGGCCCCUCCUUCACCUCCACACCCCUCUCCACGUACACUGCCUCCUCCGUACCCGACAGUGACUCAUCGUCGCCCAAUCACCAGGCAGACCCUGUCAGCCAAGUCGUCACAGAGCAACUCAGUCCGACAGCCACCAUCCAGGAGACUCAGAUGUGGCUUGUCAAAAACCGCUUCAACAGCUACGCACGACUCUUCUCCCACUUCUCAGGUUUUGACUUACUAAAGUUGACCCGGGAUGAUCUGGUUCAGAUCUGUGGAGCUGCUGAUGGAAUCAGACUCUUCAACACACUCAAAUCCAGGUCGGUGUGUCCCAGGUUGACCCUCUAUGUGUGUCAGGAGUGUGAGGUAGAGAGCCCCCUGCUGGAGAGACGCUGUAACAGCCAGAACAGAGAGCGCAGUGACACACCUCAUUUAUAUGUGUACCAUGCUUUGUACCUGGAGGAGCUGACUGCGGCUGAGUUGAUCAGGAAGAUGGCGUGUGUGUGCAGUGUUCCACUGGGACACAUCAACCAGGUCUACCGACAAGGACCCACAGGGAUACACAUACUGCUGAGUGACCAGAUGGUUCACAACUUACCAGACGAGAGCUGCUUUCUGAUCGGCACAAUCAAAGAUGAAACGGGGGAGGGGCUCCACCAAAUGGGGGAGGGACUUCACCUGGUUUUGAAGUAGCGAUAGAGGAUGACAUCACUCAACACUCCUCCCUCUGUGUGGAGGGGAGCAGCCUCCAUCCCUCCUUCCAUCCCUUCCGCUCUCCUAUCGUUCAGAUUGCCGUGUCUAAGGCAGACGGACAGAGAUACUGAACUGCGGCCUUGUUAAUGUUAGAAUCUGACCGGGCGUGAUCACUGUUUCAUAUUGAAAACACUAUUACUGGGGGGGACGACUUUGUUUAUUCUUAAAUGUUUUUAUUGUUGUACGAGAGGAGGGAGGCUGCCCCCCCCCACAGAGAGAGUCAUAUAGAGGAGGGAGACUGCCCCCUCCACACACAGAGAGAGUCAUAUUGGAGGGAGGCUGCCCCCCACACACAGAGAGUCAUAUAGAGGAGGGAGGCUGCCCCCACACACAGAGGGUCAUAUAGAGGAGGGAGGCUGCCCCCACACACAGAGAGAGUCAUAUAGAGGAGGGAGGCUGCCCCCCCACACAGAGAGUCAUAUAGAGGAGGCUGCCCCCCACACAGAGAGUCAUAUAGAGGGGGAGGCUGCCCCCACACAGAGAGUCAUAUAGAGGAGGAGGCUGCCCCCCCACAGAGAGUCAUAUAGAGGGGGAGGCUGCCCCCCACACAGAGAGUCAUAUAGAGGGGGAGGCUGCCCCCACACAGAGAGUCAUAUAGAGGAGGGAGGCUGCCCCCACACAGAGAGUCAUAUAGAGGGGGAGGCUGCCCCCCACACAGUCAUAUAGAGGAGAGGAGGGAAGCUGCCCCCACAGAGAGAGAGUCAUAUAGAGGAGAGGAGGGAGGCUGCCCCCCCCACACAGAGAGUCAUAUAGAGGAGAGGAGGGAGGCUGCCCCCCCACAGAGAGAGAGUCAUAUAGAGGAGAGGGGGGAGGCUGCCUCCCCACACAGAGAGUCAUAUAGAGGAGAGGAGGGAGGCUGCCCCCCCACACAGAGAGUCAUAUAGAGGAGAGGGGGGAGGCUGCCCCCCCACACAGAGAGAGUCAUAUAGAGGAGGGGAGGGAGACUGCUCCCCCACACAGAGAGAGUCAUAUAGAGGAGAGGGGGGAGGCUGCUCCCCCACAGAGGGAGUCAUAUAGAGGAGGGAGUUUCAGACAGACAGAACCCAGCCGCUUGUGUCUCAUUCGCUCUGACCUGAGACUCGACCACACCCACUUUCACAGAAGCAGAGCUGGCGACUAACGAAACCAGAAAAGACUAUCUAGAUCACGCCGGCCCCGAUGUGAACCUUCUGAUCUGUUCUCAUUCUACAACUAGUGAGUCCUCUUAGCCAAUCAAGUGGAUCGAUGGAGCUGUUGCACUGUAACAGAAUGCCAUCAGGGCCCUGUUCUGGUCCGCGUAUCGUAUGAAUCAGGUCUAAUACCAUAAUAUACCCCAGCCUAUUUCAGAGCAGGACCGGCCGUCUCCACUGAAGACCCUGCCUGAGCAUCAUGGGAACUUCUUUCACUUCACUCAAGUCUCUUCAGUCUCAUUUUUUUUGUUACUGUCGCUUUUAUGGUUUUUAGUUUUUUUCUUUUGACUAAGACAGUUUGUUUGUUUGGCUGUUGGUGUAAGAUGAGAUGUCUCGGGUGCCAUACUUCACACUGUUCGCUAGGCUCAGUUCGAUUUUUCACACACAGAUGGACGCUCGGACACACACUGACCCUAAUAGACUAUUGACAUGGAGAGAGGGUGAGGCGGAAGAGUCUCUAGACUAUUGACAUGGAGAGGAGGAUGCGUCUCUAGACUAUUGAGAUGGAGAGGGG